Dioszegia hungarica is the source of this 492-nucleotide messenger RNA. RefSeq lists its product as uncharacterized. The record is from RefSeq and is a predicted model, not a curated record. NCBI's taxonomy places the organism in Eukaryota, Fungi, Basidiomycota, Tremellomycetes, Tremellales, Bulleribasidiaceae. The coding region runs from base 1 to 492 and encodes 163 amino acids. The transcript has 3 exons.
AUGGUAGUUGCCAACACCCGCAUCGUACGGCCUGAUAAGCCCACGGCGAACCACCCAGCAUUCGAGUCGAUAGCUGAGCGGACAAAGCAAUCAAUAGGCUAUGUCUGCCUGACGAUCUUCACCUGGAAUCCUUCCGAUUGUUCCCUCCAGCGUGUUUACUCUACCGAUCAGGUCAACUGGCCAACAGGCGGAGCCAAGUACAUGCCCAUGGACGCCCCCUGGCCACAGACCGUUCUCGUCCGACAAGAAGUCCACGCCUGUAUGACAGUCGACGAGAUACAGUCGACAUACAACGACGCGACGGCGAUCCGGAGCUUGGGCGCAGGGAUGUUGAUUUGCGUUCCGGCGGUGAAGGACGGAGUGACGCUUGGGGCGCUCAAUUUCAUUGGGAGGGAAGGGGACUAUGAUGAAGCGUCGAUCAGAGCGAUGAGGAAUGCGGCGAGGGAUGCGGUGGAUGUCUUUGCGGGACUGGGCGGGAGUCAUACAUCGUAG